UCAGGAGCAUUUCUUAGUUCAGACACGGACGGAGAGCAGACAGGCGCACAUUCCUCCUCCUCCUCUUCCUCCUCCAUCUCUCCCUCUCUCUUUCUUUCUCUGUGUGUGUCUCUCUCUCUCUCUCUCAGUCGCUCUUCAUCCAUCAUCCAUCCAUACGCAUCUUUUGGAUACGCGUCCUGGAUCAUUCCCUCCUCCACAUGUCAUCUCGGCUGUGGUCGUGUUGGAGGCUGUAGGCUGUUCACGGUGAUGAUGCCUGGCUAAAAGGCUCGCUGCUGGAUCACACACUGAAGAAGAAGAAGAAGAAGAAGAAGAAGAAGAUCUCUCUCUCUCUCACUCUGUUGGAGCGUGCCUCUGCGUAAUGGAUUUACUGUUGUCGGAGAAAAGUUGGAUUUUGUGAAGAGCCCGGUGGAUCCCUGACAUGGACGGAAUAGGAGGGCGGUUUUAGAAAGGUGCUUUUGGGUUGGAAUCACAUCGGGAGAGGAGAUGCACAGAGCGUGGUUACUCUUCUUUCUAAUAGAAGAGGGUUUCGCUCUGGCACAGAGAAGUAAAGAUCCCCCGAGCGAGCAUGGCAGCCAGAGCCCCAACCAGAACGACUGUGGCACGUGGGUCCGCAACAUCAAUGGCGGAGUGUUCACUUCACCAAACUACCCGAACACAUACCCUCCCAACAAGGAGUGUGUUUACAUCCUGGAAGCUCUCCCGAGACAAAGGAUUCAGCUGGCUUUUGAUAAGAAUUACUACAUCGAGCCAUCAUUCGAGUGCCGCUUCGACCACAUAGAGAUCCGUGAUGGGCCGUUUGGGUUCUCGCCUCUCAUUGAUCGCUUCUGUGGGGGGAAAAACCCCGGCCUGGUGACAUCCACUGGACGCUUCAUGUGGAUCAAGUUCACCAGCGAUGAGGAGCUGGAAGGCCUCGGUUUCCGGAUCAAAUACACCUUUAUUGCAGACCCUGAUUUCCAUCUGCACGUGGGUGGACUGCUAAACCCCAUCCCAGACUGUCAGUUUGAAAUCGGUGGAUGGGAUGGGGUCAUAAGAUCCAGUCAGGUGGAGGAGGAAGAGAAAGUGAAGCCUGGUGACGCCCUGGAUUGUAUCUGGACCAUCAGGGCUCCUCCUCAGUCAAAGAUCUACCUGCGCUUCAUGGAUUAUCAGAUGGAGCACUCGAACGAGUGCAAGAAAAACUUUGUGGCCGUGUAUGAUGGCAGCAGUGCCAUCGAGAACCUCAAGGCCAAGUUCUGCAGCACCGUGGCUAACGACGUGAUGCUGGAUAACGGCGUUGGAGUCGUACGAAUGUGGGCCGAUGAGAAGAGCAGACUUAGCCGCUUCCGCAUGCUCUUCACCUCCUUCGUUGACCCUCCCUGUUCAGCAAACACAUUCUUCUGCCACAGCAACAUGUGUAUUAACAACUCCCUGGUGUGCAAUGGGGUUCAGAACUGCGUCUACCCAUGGGAUGAAAACCACUGCAAAGAGAAGCGGUCGAAGGGGCUUUUUCAUCAGAUCACUAAGACCCAUGGAACUGUCAUCGGGGUCUCAUCGGGCAUAGUGCUGGUUCUUCUGAUCAUCUCAAUCCUGGUCCAGAUGAAGCAGCCGAGGAAAAAGGUUGUAGCUCGCCGACCUGGUGUUUUCAACAAGGCAGGCUUCCAGGAGGUCUUCGACCCGCCGCACUAUGAGCUCUUCUCUCUACGUGACAAGGAGAUAUCAUCAGAUUUAGCCGACCUGUCUGAGGAGCUGGACAGCUUCCACAAGCUGCGGCGCUCCUCCACUAUGUCCCGCUGCGUCCAUGAGCACCACUGUGGCUCGCAGGGCUCAGUGGCUACUGGCGGGGGCAGCAUGAAGCACAGCCGCACCACCCUGAGCUCAAUGGAGCUAUCCUACCACAACGACUUCUCCAAGCCUCCUCCCAUGAAGACUUUCAACUCCACGGCCAGCUACAAGAAGAGCUGCUACGGCUACAAGCAGCACUCACAGACUCACGACUGCGACCAGCAAGUCAUUGAGGACCGCGUCACCGAGGAAAUCCCGUGUGAGAUCUACGGGCGCGGCGUUGGAGGCGGAGGGGCAACAGGUGGAGUAUCGAUGGGAGUGGGAGGACCGUCAGGCAUCGCGGGUGGAGGGAUCGGAGGAUCGGUGGGCAUAGCAGGAGGAGUGGCAAUGUCAGGAGGAAUGGGGAUGUCUGGAGGAGUGGGUCUGACUGGAGUAGGCAUGGCGGGGCCGAGUGGCAUCGCUGGAGGAAUCGGUGGUGGCAUGGCAGGAGCUUGUGGUACCCUCAGUAUCCGUGGCAACAGCACUCGUAAUAGUACUUCCAUUAUUGACCCGCAGCGCUCGAUGUCCAUGGACUUUUAGACAGUGGGCGAGAGGAAGAAAGGAAAAAAGGGAAUGCCGAAAGUUUUACAUUUGGAAAGAAGAGAAGAAAGAAGAUAAGGAGAGUAAUUCAAGUCUUUAAAUGAUCACUCCUGUUUCUCUUCUUUGCUUUUGAAGGAAUAUUUAAAGUAUUGCAGUGGCACUUAAGGAUCGCUUCCUCUCACUGUCUUAUCUGAAGGUUUUGGAAGUUAGCAGACGAGAUUCAAGGACAAAGAAAAACAGGAAACAAACAUAAACAGCUUUGUCUGUUUUCCAGACACUGAAGGAUGUAGAUUGAAGGGAGGGUGGAGACGUUCCUCCUCCUCCAUCUGACACUCAUUUAAUCUCUCCUUUUCAUAAAAAAGAGGGUUCUCGCAUGCAGACCCAGACUUCUGUGUGUUUGGUAACCAAAGAGACCAGGUAACCAAUCAGAAACAGGAGGGACUGAGUUUUUACAUUUAUCCACCUGCCAUGCACAGAUAAAAACGAUAUAUGGUGCGUCUUCUAAUAAUUUGAGUCUUUAUUUUUGUCGGUGUACUGUACUGUUUAAACCAGUAUAUAUCCAGCCUCAUGAUGAUGCUUGGCUUUUAACUCUUUAAUCUUUUUCAAAUGUUGCUCAGAUGAUUUUAUGAAGAUGACUUAGCCAUGACUUGUGGUGUUGACGAUGACAAGGUGAAAGAUGAUGAUCAGAAAUAUGAUAAUAAUGAUGAUCAUGGUGUGAUAAUGCUAUAAUUAUUAUGUAGUUUUCAUUGUUACCUCACACAUACACAGAGGGUAUCGCUCCAUUUAGUCUCUCCUCAGGAAGAGCACAUGAAUAGACUUAUUUUGGUAAGAAAGUUUAAAAAAAGUAUAUUUCUGCUAUUAAAGGCUUUGGAUGUUUUGUUGAAAAGAAUUCGGUUGUGAGGCCUUGACUGAAUCAAAAUCGCAAUCAUCCCACCCCAAAAUAGACCCCCACGUUUCCAAGGAGAGAAUAAUGUGAUUUCUCAACCUCCCCAUGAACUGAGUGUGUAAAACAAGCACAACCUGUUUUCUUCAAGAGAAAAACAUGUAGCCUGUAUGGGACUCGUUUAUGAUUUGAACCACUGGUUGUAUAAUUUUAUUCUGUUGAAUUAAAUGAGAGUUUACUCAC
Molecule: messenger RNA, 3463 nt
Organism: Labrus mixtus (cuckoo wrasse)
Lineage: Eukaryota; Metazoa; Chordata; Actinopteri; Labriformes; Labridae
Product: neuropilin and tolloid-like protein 2
Exons: 10
Coding region: 484-2337 (617 amino acids)
Molecular function (GO): protein binding
Source: RefSeq, a predicted model, not a curated record